AUUUGUAUAUUGUAAAAAUAUUAAUACCAUUAAUAUCUGUUUAUCGAUUUCGUAUUAUUUACUAUAAAAAUAAUAAAUAAUAAUAAGCAUUUAUUUUAUUCAGAAGUCAGAACUAUAUUUGACUAUAAUUUAUAAUAUCCUUAUAGUUCUUUAAUUGAAAUAUUAAAUCGGUCAUAAUAACUUUAAAUUAAUAUAAGUAUACAUAAAUUCAACUCAGAUUUGAUACAAUUGUUAUAGAUAGAAUUCAAGCUGGCGUCGUUCGAUGAAAAUAAUGAAUUUGAAAGCAAAAAACGAAAGAAACAUAAAAAGGAUAAAUAUGAAGAUAAGGAAAAAUCUGGUGGUUUAAAAUUGAUAUUAAAAGUUGGCAGUGGAAGUUGUUUGCCUGCUGAUGAACUAGUUAAUAAUACUAAUGGUAAUCAUGAGGCAAAUGAUUAUUUAUCUAAAUCACAUAAAAAGAAAAAAAAGAAGCACAAGCAUCACAAAGAGAAAAAAAAACGAACACGAGAUGAUAUCACAAUUCAAGAAGAAAUAAGUUUAGGUGAGGAAACUCUAGCAGAAGCUCCCAUGUCCAAACGUCCUAUAAGUUUUGAAAAUAACAGUAAAGUCAUAACAAAUUCUACCGAGGCUCAAAAUGGUGAAUGGAAAUCAGAAGAAACAAAUAAUCCUAAUGAAAAUCGACAAACUUUGCAACAAUUAUUAACGCAUUUGCUUAGAGCUUUGGAACGUAGAGAUCCUCAACAAUUAUUUGCAUGGCCAGUUACAGAUCGUAUUGCUCCUAAUUAUUCUCGUCUCAUAUCUAAACCAAUGGACUUUGAAACAAUUCGUCGAAGCAUUCAAAGUGACCUUUAUACCAGUUUAAAUGCUUUUGUUGCAGAUUUUAAAUUGAUGUGUGAAAAUGCCAUGACAUAUAAUCAACCAGAAACUAUUUAUUAUAAAGCAGCUAAGCGACUUCUUCACGCUGGUUUAAAAUUAACAGGUCCAGAAAAAUUAAAAACACUAUUAACCGCAUUACCUGGAAUGGCUAAUAUACCUCCAUCACAGCUGGGCUUUGAUAUUAAUCAAGAAUUCCAUGGAGAUACUUCAAAUGAUACAAUUAUUGAAAAUAUUGAACGAUCAUCUGAACGUUUGCAUGAUAGUGACCUAUUAAGUCAACGAAAAAUGAUAUCAAAGUUUGAGGCUAUACCUGAUGAUUUGACACCAGAUGAAAUACUUAAACAAGUGCAAAAUGCUGCUAAAGUAGCCUCUGAAAAAUUGGCUACAAAAAAUACCAAGAUGGGAUUCUUGAAACAACAAAACAAUGGAUCCACAUCGCUAUCAAUUUUAGUGCCAAACGAUGGAAUCAACCCUGAAACUGGGGAAAGGCCUGUUCUCUUAGGAUCAUUAAUUGGAAAGCUGAGUCAUGGAGUUGGAUCAAUUUCAGGUUUCCGUGAAGACAGGCGUAACAUGGUUAAAACUGUUAAACCAUUAUACUAUGGAGCGUUUGGUUCUUAUGCUCCAACAUAUGACUCAACUUUUGCCAAUUUAACAAAGGACGAAUCAGAUUUAGUUUUGAGAACCUAUGGUGAUGAAGCAUCUGCUCAGUAUGCAGAAAGCAUUUUAAAUUUUACAAAAGACUCAGAUUAUGCAAUGACUAUGGCAGAUAAUUUGCUCGAUUUAAUGACUGGUGGUGAUCAUCGUAAAACAAAACGUGUAUUAGAUGAGCGAAAAAAACAACAAGUUGUGUUAGAUGACAGCAAGAAACCAAUUAGUCAGUUACAUCAGCCUUCAUCAUGUCAACCCUUAGCUACUUCACUAAUUAAUACGGGAAGUUCAAACACUAUAACUACUAAUCAUCAAACUAAAACUGCUCCAAUUCAAAUUGAUCAGUUAAAAUCAUUAUCAGAACUUGGAAUUGAUACAAAAUUUAUAGAUUAUUAUCAAGAACAAAGUGUAUUUCAAGAUAGGUUGGAUCAUGUUGGUGGAUUGCUGGGACGUUUACAAAAUGUACAAAAUCAACGAUUGAGUGCUCCUCUUCCUCAACAUCUUUCACAAAUAGCACAUCCAUCACCACAGGAAAUUCAACUGGCGGAUAAAAUAACUGAAUCCCUUGCUGAAAAUUUAAAAAGAGUUCCGCCAUCAGCUGUGAUGUCCGUCACAGGUGUACGUAAAGCAAUGGGGAUUGCACAAAUUUCCCAUUUGGAGUUAAAUCAAAAUAACUGUCAUCCCCCAAAUUUGGUAAAUCAUGGUUCAUCUCAUCAACAGACACAGGUAUCAUUAAUGGGAGAUGGAAUACAAGAUCGCGUGGAAGGUGUUGAAGGUACUGUGUCUGGUGUUGAUUUAGAAUCUGAACUAAGAGAAUUUCUUGAAAGUGAUCCUACUUUAACUAGUUUUCCAUUGCAUGAUGAAAAUGAUCGAACAAUUGAAGAGAUAUUAUCUGAAUCAUAAUUUUCUAAUAAAUUUUAUAAAUUAUUGGUUGUUUUUUUUUUUUUUGUAUUUAUAUAAAUAUUAACUUAAAAAAACUUAAAAUGUUAACUUUGAAAAUCUGUUAAAGAAAAUAUCAACUAAAAUAAUUAAUAAAUAAUGGAAGUUGGAAGUAUAGUUGGUUACUGUCUUAUUUGCAUUUAAUUUAUUUAUUAGUUUUUAAUUUUUAUUGAAUUUAAGUAAAUAUUUUUAAAUUUAAAUACAUAAAAUGCAUGGAAUACAUUUCUUGAAUUUUUAAAUAUAAUAUAUAUAUUGUGAAUGUUAUAAUUAAAUAUACACAAUUUGUGAACAUCAUAAAUGCAUGUAAAUAACAAUAAAUUAACAUAUACUUUUUCUUUUGAAAUCUUUACAAAUUAUUAAUUAUGUAUUUUAUAGUAAUAUUUAAUAAUAAUAUGUAACAAAUUUAUACUUACAAUUAUAAAUGAUACAAUGUAUUGUGUGAACUAUAAAGAACUUAAGGGAAUAUUAAUGUUUUAAAUAUGUUUUUAUAUUUAAUAGUUUUGAAUUCUGAUAUAAGAUUUACCUUUUUAUGUAAACUAUGAAUGCUAGAAUAAUUAUUUUUAAAUGAUGCUGUAUUGCUGUUCAAUAUUAUUUAGAUGUAGAUUUUAAUAUAUUAUUCAGCAGGUUCUUAUUAUUACUAAAAAGUUAACAUAUAUUUAAAUUUUUUAAGUUGUAAAUACAUUAUUUAUAGCACAGAAUCCUACAGAUUAUGUUUUCUUUAAUUUCAGAUUUCAAUAUUAUUAAUAUUCAAUAAAAAAAAUCUAUGAUGAAUUGUUUAAUUUUUCUUUUGCUCUUAUUCAAAAAAAUUUAGCGUUUUAAGAUAAGCUUUAAGCACAUUUAUAAAAAUAUACACAUUUAGCCCUUUUAAAAAUUAUUGUUGCUUCCCAAAUACUUAUAUUUUUAAAAAUAGAUAGUUAUAGUUAAGUAUGUUUUGUGCGUGUAUCAAUGAUUUUAGGUAUUGAAUCUUAUUAUUUUUUUUUUAGUCAAUAAAAAAAAUUAAUUUUAAUUUUAUUUGUAGUUGAAUUUUAAUUUCGUAAAAUCAUUAUGUUGUUUAAUAAAAUAAUAAAUAAUUUUUUUUUUUUUGAAGUCAUAAAGAUAACAAAAUAAAAUGACCAUAUUGUUCAGUUGAUGUGGGUGUUCUUUGAAAUUGUAUUAAUCAUUACAUUGUUGGGUAAUAGCUAUUAGCUCUGUUUAAAUAAUAAUUUAAAUAUAACAGUUGCUAGGUAUUAGGGUAUAUUUUUUUUGAUAAAGUGUAUUUUAAUAUUGAAUGUAAUAAUAUCAGAAUUAUAAAAUAUAAGUGUUUUAAAUGUAAAUAUAAUUUGUGUUAAAAAUUGUU
Aphis gossypii (cotton aphid) is the source of this 3796-nucleotide messenger RNA. It is a transcript of the gene Brd7-9, whose product is annotated as bromodomain-containing protein 7. Gene Ontology annotation, cellular component: nucleus. The transcript is spliced from 11 exons. Bases 565 to 2424 code for a protein of 619 amino acids. The record is from RefSeq and is a predicted model, not a curated record. Lineage: Eukaryota; Metazoa; Arthropoda; Insecta; Hemiptera; Aphididae. Gene Ontology annotation, biological process: regulation of transcription by RNA polymerase II.